This is a messenger RNA of Laetiporus sulphureus 93-53, 1221 nucleotides long. RefSeq lists its product as uncharacterized. Gene Ontology annotation, molecular function: GTPase activity. NCBI's taxonomy places the organism in Eukaryota, Fungi, Basidiomycota, Agaricomycetes, Polyporales, Laetiporaceae. Bases 50 to 922 code for a protein of 290 amino acids. The transcript has 7 exons. The record is from RefSeq and is a predicted model, not a curated record.
UCUUCUUCUUCCUCCGCCAUCACCGUCUCCGCACUACGCAAAAACAGUUAUGCGCUACGCCGUGCUCGUAACAGGCCCCGCUGGCGCGGGCAAGUCGACUUUCUCCAACGCCCUCCUCACGCACCUCCACACCGCGAAACGCUCCGCGCACCUCGUCAACCUCGACCCUGCCGCGGAGGCCGAGUCGUUCGAGUACGAGCCGGUCAUCGACAUCAAGGACCUGAUCAGCCUAGAGGACGUCAUGGCCGAGCUCGGGUAUGGCCCGAACGGAGGGCUCGUGUAUUGCUUUGAAUACCUGCUGCAGAAUAUGGACUGGCUAGACGAAGAGCUUGGUGGGUACGAAGACGACUACCUGAUCAUCGACUGCCCCGGUCAGAUUGAGCUUUACACGCACCAUCCAUUCCUUCCCACCCUCGUAAAACACCUCAGCCGCGUGGGCAUGCGCGUAUGUGCAGCCUACCUCAUUGAAUCCCAAUUCAUGGAGGACAAAUACAAGUUCUUCAGUGGUGUGCUCUCUGCAAUGUCCGCGAUGGUGAACCUCGAGAUACCAUGGAUCAAUGUCAUGUCCAAGAUGGACCUUGUUACGAGUAGCGAGAACGAUGCAGCGAGUGGAAGGAAUGGUAUCAGGACAAGGAAGGACAUUUCGAGAUUCCUCGAUCCUGACCCGAUGCUGCUUGUAUCAGCGCCAGGGAGCCGGGAAGAGCGCACAGAGCGCAAUUCGCGCUUCCACGCACUAAACCAAGCGAUCGUCCAGCUCAUCGAAGACCACCCGCUCGUGAGCUUCCUUCCGCUUGACCUGACGAACCCAGACUCGAUCGAGACGGUGCUGAGCCACAUCGACUAUACGAUGCAGUACGGCGAAGACGAGGAGCCCAAGGAGCCUCACGACCUCGACGAGGGCGAUUUUGCGGACAUGGAGUAGCUGUGGUUCGUGGUAGAGUUCAUGCUCGGCAUUAUCGUUAGGCUGUCGCUCGCAGGCCCACUAUGCCCAGGAUAGCAGCCAAAAGUAUUUUAUGCCCUGCGCCAGUCCAGCUUGCUGCGCAGCCUUGUAUUGCGCAAGCGUAGCUAUUACUAUAGACAAAUGAUCGUGUGUCCGACCUCAAGUUGAGUAGCAAAUGUAAAAACAUGUAUUUAUUGGACACCGUAUAGGUACUUGUUUCGGGAUGUGGGAUUGCUCCAUGUAUGCUAUCUUGGUGCACGGAUGACAUUUUGAGCUCGAUG